This is a messenger RNA of Trypanosoma grayi, 606 nucleotides long. RefSeq lists its product as hypothetical. NCBI's taxonomy places the organism in Eukaryota, Euglenozoa, Kinetoplastea, Trypanosomatida, Trypanosomatidae. The transcript has a single exon. The record is from RefSeq and is a predicted model, not a curated record. Bases 1 to 606 code for a protein of 201 amino acids.
AUGUUGCACGUUUCUCCCGCCUCUGUGCAGGCAAUAAAUGCUGCUGCUCUGGAGGAGGUGAGGGGGGCAACGCAGCUGGUGCUUCGCAGCCUUCAAGGCAGCCACUGUGAUGGUGAUGGGAUCGCGUGUGAGGAAGUCACGCAGAAUGAAUUUGGGCCGACUGCAGCAGCUGCAUUGGACGGUGUUGCAGCUGUUUAUGCGGAGGCUGUGCGGCAGCAAUGCGAAGGGGCAGUCUUCCGUGAGGCACUCGGUGCGCUGCCUAUGCAGUGCCAGAGGGCUAACAUCCUCGCUGACGCAUUCGAAGACGCAGUAGAAGCUCUCCGUGCAGCGGGCAUGCUUGGACAAGGGCCGCAGUUAUUCCUGCCACAGCUGGGUGGUGUGUCGUGGUGCUUGUCACAUGAACUGGGUGAUCGCGCGAGGAACCCCAUUACACCGUCGGUGCCGGUAUUUGAGUUUCAAUUUACUGGCAGAGGCUGCAGUGCCGUGGCGCCUCUCAACAACGGUGACGAAGUGCUGGCGAGCGUUUCAUGUACACCAGGGCAAGCGGAGGAGUUACUGGAAACCCUCCAUGACAUGCUCGCUGAAGCAGAGCGUCUUGCACAUUGA